Molecule: messenger RNA, 3013 nt
Organism: Mastomys coucha (southern multimammate mouse)
Lineage: Eukaryota; Metazoa; Chordata; Mammalia; Rodentia; Muridae
Gene: Mtpn
Product: myotrophin
Exons: 4
Coding region: 219-575 (118 amino acids)
Biological process (GO): regulation of barbed-end actin filament capping
Cellular component (GO): cytoplasm; nucleus
Molecular function (GO): protein binding
Source: RefSeq, a predicted model, not a curated record
GGGCGUGAACCGGAAGUGCAAGCGUCCUGCUUCUCCUCCGCUAGGCGGAACCUGCUCUGCUGGGCCCAACGGUUGCAAAAGAACUUUCUCCUGCCCGAACGGUAGCCGCGGUCCCCAGUCUCGUCCACUCGGCGGCCUGAGGCACGUCAUUUCCUCGUGUCCCUCGUCGGGCCUGAUCGCCACUUCUGCCCGGCCCUCCGGCCCACCCUGCUGCAGUCAUGUGCGACAAGGAGUUCAUGUGGGCCCUGAAAAACGGAGACUUGGAUGAGGUGAAGGACUAUGUGGCUAAGGGAGAAGAUGUCAACCGGACACUAGAGGGUGGGAGGAAGCCUCUUCACUAUGCUGCAGAUUGCGGACAGCUUGAAAUCCUGGAAUUUCUGCUGCUGAAAGGAGCAGAUAUUAAUGCUCCAGAUAAACAUCAUAUUACCCCUCUUCUGUCUGCUGUCUAUGAGGGUCAUGUUUCCUGUGUGAAAUUGCUUCUGUCAAAGGGUGCUGAUAAGACUGUGAAAGGCCCAGAUGGACUGACCGCCCUUGAAGCCACUGACAACCAGGCAAUCAAAGCUCUUCUCCAGUGAUAGAUGGAUGGACAGACUGAUAACUUGGGAAGAAUGACUCUCCUGUGGCCUCACACUGCUGCCUGUCUGUCUGUCACUUUCUAUCUGCCAGCUUCUUCAGCUAAAUACUUUAAGAGAGUGAAGGGAGAGAGAAAUUCGUAACAAAUCAGACUGCCGGGGGGGGGGGAAUAAAACAUGUUUUGGAGGAGCAGCGGGGAAUGUGAUGAGACUUUUACUGGGACUCCUGAUCAAACCAGCCUGUUUUUCAUUUCCAGUAAAAUAUACAGCUUAUUCCCAAGGGAGAGCAAAAAUACAAUAUAGUCUAUUGGAAUCAUUGGACCUUUCAGCUCCCUAGCUAAUUUAUUAAUUAGUGUAUUGAAGGUCUGACUAUACAAGGCCGACUCUACUUAUUUGGUAGCCCUAGCUGUGAGCAGUAGUGGCUGCUGUUAUGUCAACAUAGGGUGCUGAGAUAAGCAAUUAGCUAUAUCCUUCUGCCUUAAGAAUGCACUCUCCUGGGGGCUCCUGGCUAGUUAAGAGCGGUUAGUGACCAAAAUCUCUCUUGAAUGACUUUAAUCUUUAUGUAAGAGCUUAGAUAAGGUAAGGAGCAGCGCACUCCUAAAUUGCUGGACGACUAAACUUUGGAUUUUCUCUCCCCUUUCACAUCAAUUUCAUGUCUCUUUAGAUAAAACUGACUAGUUUUAUUUAUAAAAUGUUAAAUUCUAGGAGCCUAAAGGAGGAAUCAUUCCAGUAGGCUUAUUUCUUUUUCCUCCUUUAGACUCAGACAUUUAUAUAACAUGGAAACACUUUGAGACUCCUUCUGGUAGUAAAGGAGAUUUAAAAAUAAAAUCAUAGCCAUAAGCGUGUUAGUAUCUUAUAGAAAGAACAGUUGUCUUAGUCCCUAUGGAUUUUCUUCAUUUGCUAUUUGGGUGAGCCAGCCUUAGUUGUGUUUGGAGAAUGAAGAAUAUUCUUUGGAAUGCCUCUCUAAGACCCACCAUGGAUGCUGAUUUUGUAGUGCACCAAAGGUAUCACUGGGGUGAGAUGUACAUAUUUGAACAGAUGGAAUCUCAUCCCUUCAAAAACAUUCUUGUUACCAGGUUUCCCUGAGCUGGUAAUAGACUCUUGCUGGGCCAAUACCACCCACCUGCAUGGUGUUUUUAUCUUAACAAUCAUUCAUUGCAUACAUGUGACAACUUCAAAAUGCAUUCUGUGUUCUUAGAAUACAGUGCCCUAAAACAAUGUUCCUAGGACAUGCAGAUAAGAGAAACAUAUCUCUAAAUUUUUCUUUCAUGAACAAUAAAAUGAAUUAAAAUAUACAACCUUAAAUUUGACGGCCUACAUUUAAAGUAUUAAGAUGUCUUUGGCUUUUAAUUUGCCAUCUGUACAGGCUUACAAAAACUGUUAGAAUCUUUCCUUGGCCAAUCAUGCAAUAAUUGAAUGUACCUCAAAAUUUUAAAGGGCGGGUGAUGGGAUAGGGACUUAUAUUCACAUUAGGGAUAAUAAUAAUAAAAAAAACCUAACAAUGAUUUUUUAAGGCAAUGUAGCAUUAUAUAGCAGGGUUAAACUAUUACCAAGAACAGUCAGCCUGGCUAAUAACUACUAAUCAGUUGAUAGUUGGUUGGCGUGUGUGUGUGUGUGUGUGUGUGUGUGUGUGUGUGUGUGUGUGUGUUCUCCCAUGAACUCUUUUUUAUCCUGUGGCUUUUUCACUUUCAACUAGCCUGCCCCUGUAGUUUUUCUAUGUCCAAGAAAACAAUCACAAAACAGUAGUUUAAAUACUUUGAUAUAUUUGGCUAACUCUGCUGUCUUAAUGCAGCCUACUACAGUUGAAUAUCCUACACUUAAUCUUAGCCAAAAGGCCAAGAAGCUAUAGAGUUGGACAUUCUGCUAGGAAGUGGAAGGCACGUGAUCAGUCUAUGAGUCAAUAUAAUGCAACAGGGUGUUUUGAGACCUUUGUUUUCACCUCUUGGCAUACUACUAUUUUAAAGGCUUGAAUUUUACCCUUUACACAAUUUUCAAUUUUUCUUUUAAAGUGUUCUGUUAUAGUUGGCUAUUGCAGAGUGUAUAUUGUCUUAUCAUUCCUGAACUUGGGUCUGCUUUCUACAGAAAUUAUGGUACCAAAACCAUAUGAUUCUUUGUACAGUUUAUCCCGGUGUUCCUUGUAAUGCAGUAGAGGCUAUUUUGCCUUCCCCCCUUUGUUGGCUAUUUUGUAAACUCAUAGCUAUGAAGUGAUUGCUUGAGAAAAUAGCAUAUAAACAUAGACUAGGAUAGACUGACCAGGAUGGUUUACAGUUUCUUUAAAAAAAAAAAAUAAACAAAAAAAAACUAGGUUAUUUAUAAUGUAUUUCUGAACCACUUGGCAGAGAAAUUCAUGACACUUAAUGUUAAUAUUUUUGAAUAAAUGAAGCUAAAAUGUCUGCUUUUGGUACUACACGCAUUAAUAAAAGGUUAAGUUUUGUUUUCCA